GGAUCAUGCUGUUGCUCAAGAGUCGGAGGGGGUUUGACCUCCUCCAUUCUAGGACUGUGGGUAGUAAGCACUAUUCCACAAAUUCAACGAGUUUCCUCGCCUGAAUGGCAGAUAACAUUCACGAUCACAACGAGACGCAAUUUGCACUCAUUCCGGCACCAGUGCCCAUGUAUAGCUCAGAAAGAGAGAUGUCAAUUAGGGGAUAUCAAUACGCCACCACAUGCACACGCACACACACACACGCACACACACACACACACACACACACACACACACACACAUACAUACACAAACGCUCACACCCUGAGAAGCCAAAUGUUCCUUGUGACCUGAAUACCAUCGGACCAUACAGAGCACGGAGAGGCAGCAGCAAUCGACAAUAUAGACGCGGUGUAGAUUUUAAGGAUUGACAUGAAGAUAUGACGCAAUAGAUGGCCGGAAAAUGUACUCAUAAAGUGAAAAUAACCAAAGAUAGAACAAAUGGUAUUGACCAAUCCUGAAAAA
Aaosphaeria arxii CBS 175.79 is the source of this 504-nucleotide messenger RNA. RefSeq lists its product as uncharacterized. The transcript has a single exon. The record is from RefSeq and is a predicted model, not a curated record. NCBI's taxonomy places the organism in Eukaryota, Fungi, Ascomycota, Dothideomycetes, Pleosporales. Bases 105 to 410 code for a protein of 101 amino acids.